This is a messenger RNA of Drosophila willistoni, 1754 nucleotides long. It is a transcript of the gene betaTub65B, whose product is annotated as probable tubulin beta chain CG32396. Gene Ontology annotation, biological process: mitotic cell cycle; microtubule cytoskeleton organization. Gene Ontology annotation, cellular component: cytoplasm; microtubule. The coding region runs from base 291 to 1661 and encodes 456 amino acids. NCBI's taxonomy places the organism in Eukaryota, Metazoa, Arthropoda, Insecta, Diptera, Drosophilidae. The record is from RefSeq and is a predicted model, not a curated record. Gene Ontology annotation, molecular function: structural constituent of cytoskeleton; GTP binding; GTPase activity. The transcript has a single exon.
GUUGGGAACUGUAGGAUUAAGGGGGAAUACAAAAAUAUACAUAUUACACUUCUAACCUUUUCGAUACACACAAUUAAAAAAUAAAACAGACACGGGGUUAAGAGACACAUAUAUGUACAUAUAACCACAGUGGACAAGACAGACUGAGAGGAGUAGGAGAGGAGAAAGGGAUACAAGAUGAAGGUUUAAAAUUAGUCUAUCGACUGCAACUGCAUUUUGGAGGGAAGAAACUGGUGGGAGACUAACAAAACCAUAAAAAGGAACGGAUCGACUUUUAAGGAGGAGAAAAUAUGCGCGAAAUCGUGACCCUACAAAUUGGAGGUGCCGGCAAUGCCAUUGGCGAUGCCUUCUGGCAUGUGAUCUCGCAUGAGCAUGGCGUGGAUUAUGCCUCGGGUCAUUUCGGUGGCAACAGCCCCCUGCAGCUGGAACGGAUCAAUGUCUUCUUCAAUGCGACGGCCAGCAAACGUUUCUAUGCCCGAACCAUUAUCAUCGAUACGGAGGCCAGCACCAUACAACGUUUGAAUGCCAGUAGCCAAUUGUAUAGACCGGAGAAUUUUGUGGCCGGUUCGGAGAGUGCUGGAAAUAAUUUCGCCCGCGGCUAUCACACCGAUGGGGCUGAAAUUCUUGAUCAAGUCCUGGAUAAUACACGGCGUGAAGUGGAAUCGGUUGACUCAUUGCAGGGCUUUCAGUUACUUCAUUCGAUUGGCGGUGGAACCGGUUCUGGUUUAACAUCGUUGAUUAUGGAGGCUCUGGUCGAGCAAUAUCCGGAUAAUUUGCUAUGUAACUAUGUGACAAUACCCUCACCAAAUAUGUCGCAGGUGGUGGUUGAGCCAUAUAAUGCUCUGCUGAGCAUUCCCGCUCUGGUUAAUAAUUCCCAUCUGACAUUCUGUCUGGAUAAUGAGGCCCUCUUUCAGAUAUGUAAUCGCAAUCUUAAGAUUAAAAUGUCCGGAUAUGAGCAUAUCAAUCACAUUGUGGCCCUCACCAUGUCCGGCAUAACGACAUGUCUCCGGUUUCCUGGCCAACUGAAUGCUGGCUUAAGGAAAAUCUAUGUGAAUAUGGUGCCGUUUCCACGAUUACAUUUCCUGAUACCCGGUUUUGCACCCCUCGUCACCUGCAAGCAGCAACAGUUCAGCAAGGGUACCGUUUCGGAGCUAGUGCAGCAAAUCUUCUCCAGCAACAAUUUGCUGUGUGCCAUCGAUUUGCGCAAGGGUAAACUGCUUACGGCCGCUGGCAUUUUCCGGGGACGGAUGUCGCCACGAGAAGUGGAUCAAUUAAUGACCGGUGUGAGAAAUAAGAACAUAAACAAUUUCGUCGAUUGGAUACCGAACAACAUUAAGACGGCCAUUUGUGAUAUACCGCCGCGUGGCCUAAAGAUGUCGGCCACAUUCAUUGGCAAUACAACGGCCAUUCAAUCGUUGUUCCAGCGUCUCCUUGACGGAAGUACCAUCAUGUUGCGUCGCAAGGCCCAUUUGCAUUGGUAUACGGGCGAGGGAAUGGAGGAGCAGGAGUUCAUCGAUGCCCAGCAGGAGCUGCAGGCGAUUAUCGAUGAUUAUCGCGGCAGUGGCGAUGUAGGCGACGAUGGUGCACCCCAUGAUGAUAACGAUAGUGGAGAUGAGGCGGCCGCCGGUGGCAAACCAAAUUGUUCCUACUGCGCUGAUUAGGCACUCCUCUAACCUUAUUGAAAUGGGAUCUCAUGUCAUGGAUGUUGUCUCUUUUUUGGCAAAAUAAAAUCAAAAUUUUCGGUUUUUGUCCAA